ACCAACGAACACUGCUCCAUCUGCCCCCACACCGUCACACUUGUCCCGCUGCCGGAAAUUCCACACAUUCCUUCAUUCUGAUCUCUGGAAGAUUUUCUUGCGCUAAUUUUUGUUCCAGUAGAUAGGUGUAGGACUGUAGGUUAGUGGUCCUGCUGGCGGGGGAUAGGGGGAGAAAAAGGGAGGCCAGGGCAGGGCCAUGGCAGUUCCACUUCACUUUUAAAGGAAGGAUUUUCCCCUCAAUUCAUUGUGUAACUGACGCCUCCAUUCCACAGUUUCUUUCUUCCCAUGCCCUCCGCCGAUAGCGAAAGCGUUAGACCAGAGAGACAGGUGUUUCUUGUUCACCUGUUCACGUCGCCGAUUUGGUUGGCAGACUGAGUGAUCUGUAAGCAAAAGACCGCUCCUACCGAUCACCCUCAAAAUCCACCCACAAAAAGAUCGAAAGCGAAACCCUGCUCUGUUUUGGCGCAAUUGCAAGGAUUCUCCCUUUCCUUUCCUUUCCUUUCCUUUCCUUUCCUUCCUCCUCCUUUUGUUGUUGUUUCCUGAGAGGGGAGAGUGAAAACUGAAGAGGGUUCUGCCACAAAUCUUGGAUGAACAAGUAUGCAAUGAGCGGCGGCGGAAUCGUCGGACAUGGAGCGCCGGAGCUGGCUAUGGAGAAGGAAGUCCUCCCCAACUCUGCCCCCAGAUUUCUCUGACGCCGGCUCGCUUGGGUCGCUCUCUGAACGCUUCUCCGAUGAUCAUCAUCAGGCAUCGUAUUCGUCAACUCCAACUCGAACACCCACUCGUCGUUCUUCUGCUGCUGCUGCUGCUCCUGCUCAAUCGGACGUUCCUGAUGAACAAGUGGAUAAUUAUGAUGGCGAUCUCAAGGCGCUCAGAGACAAACUUUCUGCUGCUCUUCUCAACCUUAGGGCCAAGGACGAUUUGGUCACUCAGCAUGCCAAAGUCGCUGAAGAGGCUGUCUCUGGGUGGGAGAAAGCUGAGAAGGAAGUGGUUAAUUUAAAGCAGCAACUGGAGAAUACAACUAAGAAGAACACAGGACUCGAGGAUCGAGUUGGUCAUCUCGAUGCAGCGCUCAAAGAAUGCAUGAGGCAACUACGUUUAGCAAGAGAGGAUCAAGAACGAAGGAUAUCUGAGGCUCUUGCAAACACCACUCGUGAAUGGGAGUCCACGAAGUCCGAGCUCGAUUCCCAGAUCUCUCAACUGCAACAUGAACUUCAGGCUGCCAAGGGUGAGGCAGCUGCUACAACAUCGUCACUCGAUUCCGAGUUUCGAGCUAAGAUGGAGAGUUUAGAGAAAGAGAACUCUUCCCUCAAGCUGACACUUCUCUCUCGAGCUGAGGAAUUGGAGAUGAAGAUUAUGGAAAGAGACCUCAGCUGUCAAGCUGCUGAAACUGCUAGCAAACAGCAAUUGGAUGCCAUUAAGAAAGUAGCUAGGCUUGAAGCUGAGUGCCGCAGGAUGAAGGCUAUGGCGGCUCGAAAGGCUUCUCCUUCAUCAAUCUAUGUCGAGUCCUUCACCGAAGACAGCCAGUCGGAUAGUGGUGAGAGGCUACUAGAGAUGGUGGAGUGUGACUCACAGAAAGUGAAUGGCUUGGAAAUGAAUGAACUCGAGCCAAGUUCUUCAGGUUCAUGGGAGCCUGAUGGUUUCAAAAAUCGGAAAAGUACUGGAAGAAACCAGCUCAUGCUGUUGCCUUCUCCAGAGAUCAAUCUCAUGGAUGAUUUUCUGGAGAUGGAAAGACUUGCUGCUUUGGCUGACACGGAUAGUGGUGGAAGCUCUUUUCAUGAGGCAGGCGGACCAGUAUCCGAACGAAGCAACAGCAUUGAGAGUCAAUGGAGAGCUGAACAUGCGGCCGUGAUUAAUCAGAAGACUACUGAUCUAGAGGAAAAGUUGGAAAAGGUUGAAGGCGAAAAGGUCAAGUUGGAGUCUGCUUUGAAUGAGUGCCAGAGUCAGCUAGCCAUCUUAAAAACUCAGCUGAAGGAAGCGAAUGAGAAGUUCUCGGUACUUCAAGCUGAGUUAGCUCAUUCGAAUGAGACAACAAAAGCCAGAGAAGAGGAGCUUAAGGGUGUUCUGGUGAUGAAAGAAGUUGCAGAGUCACAGCUUAGAACUUCUGAGGAGGAGAUUGGAACCUUGCUUUCUAAAGUUGAUUCAUUAACAGCAGAGGUUGAAAAGGGGCAUGCUUCAGCAGCUGACAAUGAAAAGAAGUGUCUCGACUUGGAGAACAAGCUUCACGAAAUGAAACUUGAAUCUGAACUCCUUCAAAAAGCUGACCUCAAGCGGAUUACAAGCUUUAAUGAAGAGUUGAAGGUAAAACAGGAGAGAGAGCUAGCAGCUGCAGCUGCUAAGUUUGCAGAGUGCAAGAAGACAAUCUCAUCUCUGGGUCUUCAGCUAAAGUCUCUUGCAACUAUGGAAGAAGACUUGCUAGUUAUGUAGUGCAGUGCAGGAUUCCAAAAUGUCGAAUAACGAAACAGAGAUUGUUUUGGUCGCGGGGUAGUGAAAAUUCGAGGGUGAGAUGGAGAUUUGCAUGAGGGAGAGAUGGAAAUUGCAUGGCGUUGGAUAUUUGCAGCUUGGUAUUGCACAUACAGAGCUAAUAGGUUAGCAUGUAAAUGUUGGUAUUGGAUUUGGUGGUUAUGACAAUAAUAAAACGAAAGCGAGAAAGCAAAAAAAAUGGGAUGGCAUUUUGGCAUUGCUACCAAUUCUGGG
Messenger RNA from Linum tenue, 2694 nucleotides. NCBI's taxonomy places the organism in Eukaryota, Viridiplantae, Streptophyta, Magnoliopsida, Malpighiales, Linaceae. The record is from the annotation of a GenBank genome assembly.